AUGGACUUAAGUUUUCUAUGCGGCAAACAAACUUUGUACUAUUAUAAACAAGAACCAGCACCUCCCUCAUGUUCUAAUCUUAAUAUUCUAAAAAAGCAUCAACUUUAUGAAAAUAAUUUUGCUUACGAUGAUAUCUAUUAUAAAAAUAAAAGACAAAAAUAUAACGAGAAUACUCACGAUCAAG
Racocetra persica is the source of this 184-nucleotide messenger RNA. NCBI's taxonomy places the organism in Eukaryota, Fungi, Glomeromycota, Glomeromycetes, Diversisporales, Gigasporaceae. The record is from the annotation of a GenBank genome assembly.